AACAUUUUUUAAGGAAACAAUGGCCCCUAAUUAUCUCCAAAAUACAAUUCCCAUUGUCUUCAUCAAUUUAUCAAUAAUUUUUAUGCAAAUUUCCCUUGGAUUAGCAGAAAGUGGUAUAGCUACAUGGUAUGGACCCCCUGAUGGCCCUGGAAGUGGAGGAGCAUGCGGAUUGGAGAAUGAAGUUGCGCAGCCUCCAUACUCAGGCAUGAUAGCCGCAGGAAAUGCCAAUAUUUUUUUAUCAGGCCAUGGUUGUGGUCAGUGUUAUGAGGUGCAAUGCUCAGCUGAAGAAUGCUCGGGCCAACCAAUCACUGUGACCAUCACAGAUGAAUGUCCUGGAGCCUGUAACAAUGUACCAUUUCAUUUCGACUUGAGUGGCCAUGCUUUCGGGGCAAUGGCUAAACCUGGAAAAGAAGAUAAUCUCCGCCAUCUAGGACAAGUUGAUAUCCAAUUCAAAAGGGCGCCUUGCAACUAUAAGGGUGCGAACAUUGCGUUUAAACUCGACAAAGCAAUCAAUCCAUACUAUUUUGCAUGUUCAGUUGAAAGCAUAAAUGAAGGUGGUGACAUUAGGUCCAUGCAGCUCAAGCCUGCAAACUCUGAUCAAUGGAUCCCGAUGAAAAACUCUUGGGGUGCGACAUGGACUGCUGACGUUAGCCCUGAAACUAAAGGCCCACUUAGCUUCAAAAUUACUACCUCGACAGGGAAAUCUCUUGUGGUCGAUGACGCAGUUCCACCAGACUGGGCUGCUGGUACAAAAUAUCUUUCAAAUACCAAUUUUUAAGUUCUUUUAUUCUCGGGUAAACCCAAUUUUCAUAAAUUCUUGUUUAGGAUUUGAUCCUUGACUCUGUACGCGAUUAGAGUUAUAGUACUAUUUGACUUGUAAAUAAAAGAAUUAGAUCCUUGGAAAAAUUCUUAGAGAAAUUCAUCUAAAUACCAUACCGGCCUAUGUCCAUAUGUCGAGAUGUGACUUCUCUAUCAAUAUUUAUGUAUCGACUUCUCACUUUCUGGUAUAUAAAAUACUUGUCUAAACUCAGUUUACGGUAAUAUAUUUUGACUUGUUG
This is a messenger RNA of Daucus carota subsp. sativus, 1058 nucleotides long. RefSeq names its product expansin-B18-like. The coding region runs from base 20 to 778 and encodes 252 amino acids. Gene Ontology annotation, biological process: sexual reproduction. The transcript has 4 exons. The record is from RefSeq and is a predicted model, not a curated record. Gene Ontology annotation, cellular component: extracellular region. Lineage: Eukaryota; Viridiplantae; Streptophyta; Magnoliopsida; Apiales; Apiaceae.